Gigantopelta aegis is the source of this 7532-nucleotide messenger RNA. Its product is annotated as NACHT domain- and WD repeat-containing protein 1-like. Gene Ontology annotation, molecular function: protein binding. The transcript has 28 exons. The record is from RefSeq and is a predicted model, not a curated record. The coding region runs from base 4 to 5544 and encodes 1846 amino acids. NCBI's taxonomy places the organism in Eukaryota, Metazoa, Mollusca, Gastropoda, Neomphalida, Peltospiridae.
UGGAUGAUACUGUCAGUCGGCGAGUCGGUGGGUUGUAGAGCUAUGGGAUGUGGUAGCAGUAAAACUCCGGGCCACGAGGGUUUGCAGAAUAAGCACAUCACGGACCCAGGUGAUCAACGGAAACAAAUAGAAAGACUGGAGAAAAAUGAGAGUUACCAAGAAAAAUCUUUGGAGCUGGCAUAUAAGUCACCUGAGAAAAACUUUAUACAUAAUGACAAGUCAAAACACGGUAAAUCUCAGAACGAGGAAAGUGCCGAAAGCAAAACACAUACGCAUACGAAUGUUAGCAAUGAAAGACCCACAUCUAAUACCGCAUCAACAACAAAAGAAGAAACCAAUACGUCAGUACCGCCACUACCGCCUUCUCUUCCUGUCCCGCAACGGGGAAAAAGCAGACGUUUAUCAACUGACGAGAGAAUUAAAAACUUAGAAAAAGUACUGCAGCAGCAAAAUGGCGAUUAUGACAUGCAUCAGCGACCGAAGACAAGAGGUGGAGGGGACAGGCCAAAAACUGGUCAAACAAAAUACAGACGUCGACAAAGUGAAGUAGGCUUGCACCGUGAUCAUCUUGGGACUACUAGUGAACUUAUUAUUCAGGGAAAAGUGGAUCUGGAGUGUCCUUCCACCGCCAAGAUUGUCCGAAUAUUUACAAGCAGUACAUUUACAGACACAUUUCACGAGAGAAACACUCUGAUGGAGAAAGUGUACCCCAACCUGAAGAAGGUUUGUCAGGAGGAAGGGUACGAGUUCCAGGUGGUGGACAUGCGCUGGGGAGUCCGAGACGAGGCCACUGACGACCACAUGGGCACGGAGCUGUGUCUUAGAGAAGUGGAACUCUGUAAAAAGCUCUCUACAGGACCGUGCUUUGUGACGUUUCUGUCUCACAAAUAUGGCUACAGAUCCUUCCCUCGCUUAAUCCCAGCAGACGAGUUUCAACAGUUGUCUGAUGUGAUACAGUCAGCAGAAACUAAAGAAGUUAUUCAAAAGUGGUUUAUGCGAGAUGACAAUUCUGUACCACCCACAUACGUAUUACAGCCAAUCAGCAGCUUGCUGCCAGAUUUCAAAUCUUCAGACUUGGACCUUCGAUCCCGGGCAAAGAAGGCUUGGUAUGAUGACAGCGCCAUCAUGCAGGAUGCUAUUGUUUCGGCAGCCAUUCAGUGUCUGGAUAAGGUCAGGGCUCACGAAUACGAAAUGUCUGUUACUGAAGCCGAAAUCCGAGAGGUUUUAUUCACCGAAGAUAAAUCAGCCGGCAAACAGUGUGUUUGGUUUCACAGAAUUAUAGAAGAUAUAGAAAAACAGGAACCCAACUACCAGUUGAGUCGAUAUAUGGACUGUUUGGGACCAGAAGAAAAAGUGAAAGAGUCAAGACAGUUACUUGGUGAACUUAAAAACGCAUUACCGGAAAGAAUUCCAAAGAAACACUUGAUCCUUUACAAAAUCAAAUGGUCAGAAAAUGGGGUUGAUCCUCAAAAGAGUCCUCAACACAAAGAAUAUAUUCACAAGUUAUGUGUGGAUUUCGAAUCCAGUCUGUUGAAAAUGAUCAAAGAUGGAAUCAAAACGAGACUACAGACAGAUCUGGCGAAUCCACUGUUUGAAGAGAUUGUUCAGCAAACACUGUUCUGUCAGGAGAAAUGCAAAGCAUUCCACGGGCGUCACGACUCGCUGGAGAAAAUAUCCCACUAUUUAGUUGACAAAAGCAGGAUUCCAUUUGUCGUUUACGGUCAGUCCGGUUGUGGGAAAACAUCAAUUAUGGCUGUGGCAGCAAUGAGCACCUGGGAUGAAUUUGAUGGAAACGUUGUCGUUAUAAUAAGGUUUAUUGGGACAACACCAGGCAGUUCAACAAUUGGAGCUUUGCUUACUAGCGUCACACUACAGAUCAUGAAAGUGUAUGGACAAGAAGCAGACGAUAUGCCAGUGGAUAUUAAAGAACUGACAGACGCCUUCCACGAAUCACUGAAGCUAGCAUCAGAGAAGAGACCACUGGUCAUCCUAUUAGAUUCUCUCGAUCAGUUUGAUCCUUCUUGGGGAGCUCGUCAGCUCGGAUGGCUGCCACACAAUCUACCGCCACAUGUGAAAAUUAUUGUGUCAACUUUACCUGAAGCUCAGUAUGAAAGUCUACCAAGACUCAAGGCUCUAUAUACAUCAGAAGAGCAUUUUCUGGAUGUCCCAAAGCUGCCUGACAAUGACGUCAGUGGUAUUCUUGACAAGUGGUUGGAAACAAAUGGAAGAAAGCUGACUGAUUUCCAAAGACGGAAGGUGAUGACUGCCUUUCAGAAAUGUCCUUUGCCUCUCUUUCUGAAGCUCUCGUUUGACCAGGCUUGCAGGUGGACAUCUUAUGCACCCACAGAUCAGACUAUAUUACAAAACACCGUGAGAGGCAGCAUCGAUGCUUUGUUAGCUCGAGUUGAACAACUUCAUGGGAAGCUGUUUGUAUCCCAUGCCCUUGCUUAUCUCACUCUAAGUAAAAGUGGUUUGACAGAGAGUGAACUGGAAGACAUCUUGUCGUGUGAUGACGAGGUACUGAACGACGUUUAUACCUACUGGACACCACCGAUGCGACGACUGCCGCCAUUUUUAUUGGUGAGGCUCAAGGCAGAGCUAGGCCAAUAUUUAGUGGACCGGGGUGCGGAUGGAGUUCGGGUUUUCUACUGGUACCACAGACAGUUUAUUGAGGCUGCUAGAGAUCGCUACUGUUCUGACGAAUCAGAAACAAGAAAGAGACACAUGGACAUGGCCGAAUUUUUCUCUGGUACCUGGUCUGCUGGAAAACGUAAGGCUUACAAAGACAACGAAGGAAAUGAAAGUAAAGCUGACCGUCACGUGACAUUACAGCCACUCAAAUUUGGCAGUGCUUACAACUUGAGGAAACUAACCAAUCUGCCAUACCACCGGCUUGAAGCAAGACAGAUGGAAGAACUUAAAACAGAAUGUCUUUCAAGCUUUGAUUUCAUUUUUGCAAAACUACAUGCUAUAGGUUUAAGACAAGUUCUAGAUGACUUUUCUGAAGCUCGCAAAGUCUUGCCUAAUGAUCCAGAACUGAAAACACUGACAGAAACACUUCAGCUUUCUCAGGAUGCACUGAUUUCUAACCCAGAUGAACUUCCAUCACAAGUUCUCGGAAGAAUAUACAAUCCUAAGGGUUUAGAACAAUUUCUUGAAGACUGCAAAAAUUCACCGUCAUAUUACCUCCUUCCAAACCAAAAGAUAUUGACUCCACCUGGUGGGAAACUUGUACAUUGUCUUGCUGGACACAAAGGCGAUGUUACGAGUAUUGCUCUGUCUCCAGAUGGACAAAUUGCUGUAACAUGUGCUGGAGACAAAUCGAUCAAAUUCUGGAAUGUAACUGAAGGAAAGCUUGUACGGUCAACUGAUGGAGUAGGAGAUGACCCUGGAACUCUCCACUUCUGCUGCAGUGGGAAAAUUCUCCUAGUAGAUUUUAACCUUUUCAUUCUGGGUUACGAUGUCAAGACAGGAGUACUGGCCUAUUCCAUUGAUCUAUCUGACACAGGCAAAAGGCUGUUUAGUCCAUGUGGCAAAAACAGUUCCCUGGUGGGCAUCGUGUUUGAUAAGGACGUUACAUUUUAUGACGCAAUGACUGGCAAACUGCAGCAUAAAAUUGAAUGCAAUCUGUUAAAAGCAGGACAGUAUUUGGGAGACUAUGGAUUGUGUAUAGGUAGUGAAAAGCACCUGGUGUGCUUGGAUUCAGACCAGUUUUGGGCGUUUGUUGUGGAUCUAGCAACAAAAUCAUUCGUUCAUAAGGUGCAACCAUUUUUACCUUUCAAGACAGAGGAUGGUGAUGAUGACCAGCACACUAUUGAAGCCAUGGCAAUGACAUCUGAUGGAAAGGAGUUAAUUAUAGCAAACUGCUAUGACAACAAUCUCAAUGUGUAUAACAUUAAAACCAUGAAGAAGAAAAAUGAAUGGAAAGGCUAUGAAAAAGAUUUUUCUGAAAAAUUUCGACUCACCUCCAGCUGUAAAGAGCUGUAUUUCCCAAGCAGACGAGGGGUUGUUGUGUGGAAUCUGAAAGAUGGAUCACGAUCUGUUAUUCUUCAACAUACAGUUAAUUUAGUAGACGUUGUCACAGCCGACCUGCAUAUUGUCGUCACUGUUGGUGAUGAUAGAGUGGUGCGAAUCUGGGACACCAGUCGUGAAGAGAUAGAAGAUAGUCACAAAGGACAGACUGAUGGACCUGAGGAAAACACAAAAGAAGAUAUUCAGCUCAAACAUAUUGAAUUGAUGGAGAACCCACGCUACCUGCUACAAAGUGGGAAAGGUGUUGGAAACUUUUACUUGCAGGUGUUUGACCUAGGCAAGUCUAAUGUGACCAGAGAGGCUAAACUGAGCAAUGCAUGUCAAAACUUCAAACCUUUUGGAGACCAUCACGCCAUCAUACAAGUAAAUCGGAAACUCAAGCUGCUUGACCUAAUGACCAUGACCUUUAUCAGGACCUUUCAAGGGAAACUUUCUCCAAGUGGAAUUUACUGUUUAAUUAAUCAUAACAAAGAAAUUUUAUGUUCUACAAGAGGUCGGAAAAAUCUAAAAGUGCUCAGCAUUAACAGUGGAAAGGCGAUAAAGGUGAUGGAAACACAACAGUCUACAUUGAUAGAUGACAUUGUGGUUAAUAAGCCAGGGACUCUCGCUGCAAUUGGACUAGAUGAAGGUCCCAUUGUAUUGUUUAAUCUGAAGACAUACACUUUAAUGUACAUGAUAACAAAAGAAACAGCUGGCUGUGAUAAUGACCUGUUCAUACAUCGUGCUUUAAUUACGGAUGAUGGAAAUUAUUUGAUCUUCGAAGCAAUCAAACCUCCCAAGGGAACACACCAUUCUAGUGAUGAAUCUGUCUUAGUAUCUUGGAACAUCCCGACCAAAACGCUGGUAGCAGAAAUGGCAGAUGUGGAAUAUUACAACAAAUACCAGGAUGCUGAGAAUAAUGAUGUAGAUACGGGUGUGGAGUCAUUCGAGUUGUUGAGUGACACCACUGUCCUGGCCAACUUAAAUGAUGGAAUGAUCCGCAUGUAUGAUCUAAAAACUGGUGUUACAAAGCAAAGGUUUGAUGGACACGGUGGUUGUGCCACGAUUAGGGUUGUUGCUGGGAGGCCGUAUGUUCUGACGUAUGGGACAUGGGUUGAAGACAACACCUUACAACUUCUGGACAUGGAUAUGAAACGACUGGCUACAUAUUCACCAGAUUCUGAUCUGAAUCAAGUGGAGCUUACCAAAGAUGGCUACCAUGUAGUUGGCUUCAUGCGUAAUCAGUCGAGGCCUGUAGUUUGGGAACUGAAAGGAGGACCGUCCAACAGUAAACCAGAUGGAUACUCUCACUUGGACAGUUUUCCAGCAAUAUUUGGAGAUGAUGUUUUGGAGGUUGGUUUAGCCUUACUGGAAGAAGAUGAUGAACAAGAUGAUCCAAAUGACUUAGACAAGGAAGAAGAUGAACAAGAUGAUACUGAUGAUGAUGAUGAUGAUGAUGAUGAUAAUGAAGAAGAAGAUGAAGAUGAUUUAAAUUUUGCUGAUGAUUCAGAUGGGGAUUCGUUGAGACGUUAAUUAUGACUAGUGAUGGGACAUAUUUGUGUGUAGUCUGACAGUGAUAUACAACCAGUACACUGCAGAAAAAGACUCACGUCCAUACAUGUGAUUAUUUUGUGACUUGUGAUAAGUAUGAAAAUUAAUAUGAAUAGUUCUUUGCAUUAAUCUGUAAAUCACUUCUCCUUAUUCUUGUUAAAGACGAUUAGCAAGAUAUGUAUUUGAACAUUUGCUCAAAUAAAAUGUGUAGAACAUAUACUGAAAAUGUUUGAAGAAAUGAAUAUGUGGAAUUUGCACAUUAGAACAUGUAACUAAUAGUACUUAUGUUGAAUAUUCUUUGUAUAAAAAAUAAAUUUGGCUAUACAUUUUAACAUAAAAUAUUAAUUUUUUUAUCAAUAUGAUGUGAAAUAUAUUUGUUACAAAACUGUGAUAACUAGUGUGAAUUGUACAUGUGGAAUAGUUACUUUGUUUUAAUUCACGAUGUACAUGCAUUCGAACUUGGCUGAACUUCACAAGUUCUCGUGUGCCAUUCUGAAACGUGUAAAAUUUAGAAUAACAUGAAUCAUAUUGUUUAUUAUUUAUUGUAGUAUUAUAAUAUUUAUUGUAUAUAAGAAGUAACAUUGAAACUUCUCUAAACCGAACACCCUUGGGACCGCAUAAAAUUUUCGGUUUAGAGGGGUGUUUGGUUUACUGAGGUUUUAAGAAACAGCCUUGAUAACCAUUUUUUUUAUUUUUACUAUUAAUAUUACCAAGGUACAAACGUGUGUUAAAUUACAUUUAUAAACCAACAAUAACCAAAUUAAAGUGGAAACUCUUUAUGUAGAUUGUUGAAGAGGUAAUAAUCUCAUUCCCAAUAAACACAGUGCACAUGAUUAUUCCCGUUACAAAAUUAAAGGUGUUAAUUGAAUGACAAGGCUUAACCGAAAUCUAGGUAACAGAGACUAAUUAGAGCAUUGUUCGACACACGCUCAAACACGUCCCGGACACGCUACACCGAGCAUGCGCAUACCAUCUGGUAUAGUUAGUAACACCGCGACUUUGACAACUGAUUGGUAUGGUCGAGACAGGCGACGUUCCUUCAGAGUUUUUAAUUGUUCGGUCUUCAGAGGUAAAAUUUGUAUUGAAUAAACAAAACGGGACCCGGAAAUUCGUUCGGUAUUCAGAGUAGAGGGGUUUCCGGUUUUCGGGGGUUUAUUUCAGUGGUUAAAGCUGCAUAAAACGCGGGACCGUGAAAAAAGUUCGGGGUUGAGGGAAUUCCGGUUUACUGAGGGUCCGGUUUAGAGAAGUUUCACUGUACCUACAUUUGUCAAGAUGACUUUUACUUGUAGAAUGCAAAAUAUUGUAUUUUAGGAAUCAGGACAUAUGUUUUGGGUGUGCCUGCUGGCUGUCUCAGGCAUGCACCAAAUCCCUAUAGAAAUGAUGUAAACGUGUUCAUUACCAAGGGAAUUAAACUAGUAAAAUAACAGAUUUUUGUUCAUGAAUGUACUUGAUAUCAUAUUUGUAUUUGUAAUUAUGCUAUUUUAUUCAAUACUUUCGUGUAAGACUGGCGUAUAUACAUGUGUAAAAAAAAAUCUUUAAAAAUGCAUGUUAAAUGCGUGGGCCGCCAGCAUUUGUCAUGAUGAAUUGUAAAAGUAAAAUGUAGAAAAUUGCAUUUCAGAUCAAAAUGUUCCGAGGAAACAUUCUCCCGAACUGCUUAUAAAAACUGACGCUUUGCCUCACCAAUGUUUUCUAGCUUCCGCCAUAUAUGAAGUAGAUCAAUAUUUGAAAAUACAUCCCCACCCACCCCCUGCAUAAAUCCCUACACAUGCACCUAUGUAGGCAUGUUUUAGUAUGCUUUUUAUAUCAGUAGGCCCUAAUAUAUGCAUGAAAUAUCUCAGGCUUGUUGAAUUUUAUAAUAUAUAUUAUAUAUAAUUUAGUCUUGUUAAAAUAUACUCUGUCAAAAAAAGAAACGCAUGUGCGAAAUAUUCAUGGAAUUAUCUCUUUAAUACAAAAUGGCAUAAUUUCGUUAU